AUGGCAACAGUGUUACCUCCCCCUAGUAAACGCCAACGGCGCGAAAUCGAUGAAAAAGCACGACAACAACAGGAGAUUGAUUCAAUCCCAGAGGAUUUGGGAAGUGUUCGAGUCCAAUUUUUUGACCAGUCUACUGGGACUGCUUCCGGCCCGGCCGUGGCCGUUCCUUUGGGCGAUGCAACGGUGAAGAAUUUAGAGAUCCUACUGAAUACGCUUCAAGGACAUGAUGAUCACGAAAGGAUUCCGUAUAGAUUCACAUACAAGCAAGAAGAUAAGGAUGGGAAUGUAAUUGAUAUUUCAUCCGACCUGUACCACUCUCUUCUUCAACCUGGUAUAAAGACAGCUGAGGACAUCAUCCAUUUACAAUAUACUCCACAAGCUGUAUUCCGCGUCAAAGUUGCAUCAAGAUGCUCUGCUUCAAUAUCAGGACAUGGAGAAGCUAUAUUAGCAACAUCUUUUGCCUCAUCAUCGUCUUCGCGGAUGGUGUCAGGCAGUGGUGAUUCCACUGCGCGAGUAUGGGAUUGUGAUACGGGAACCCCCCUCCAUACGCUUAAAGGCCAUACCAGCUGGGUUCUGGCCGUAAGUUGGUCACCUAACGACAACAUAAUAGCUACAGGAAGCAUGGAUAAUACCGUCAGGCUCUGGAACCCUCGUACGGGUCAAGCCCUAGGAGCACCCAUGAAAGGGCACACAAAGUGGAUUAUGGGUCUUGCCUGGGAGCCAUAUCAUCUACAAAGUCCUGGGAAACCCAGACUAGCUUCUGCAUCUAAAGAUUCAACGGUCCGAAUAUGGGAUGUCGUGUCCAGACGAAUUGAAACUGUAUUAACGGGCCACAAGGGAUCCGUAUCAUGUGUGAAAUGGGGUGGCCUUGGUAAAAUAUAUACCUCUUCUCACGACAAGACCAUCAAAAUAUGGAAUUCAGAGAGCGGGAGUCUAAUACAAACGCUAUCUUCCCAUACUCACCGUGUCAACCAUCUAGCACUAUCAACGGAUUUCGUCCUUCGUACGUCCUUCAAUGAACACAACCAAAAGCCACCAGAUAAAGAAGAGGAAAAGAUAAAACUAGCAAAGGAGAGGUUUGAAAAAGCCGCCACGGUCAAUAAUAAGAUAUCCGAAAAAUUGGUCUCUGCAAGUGAUGAUUUCACUAUGUUUCUAUGGGACCCAGAGGCAUCAAGCAAACCGGUUGCUCGAAUGUUAGGCCACCAAAAGGAGGUCAAUCAUGUCACAUUCUCCCCAGACGGAAUAUAUAUUGCUUCUGCCAGUUUUGAUAACCAUGUGAAAUUGUGGAAUGCUCGAGAUGGGAAGCUUCUAGUCUCUUCCUCUAAGGACACUACUUUGAAGAUCUGGGAUGUCCGAACAGGGAAGCUGACUAUGGACUUACCUGGCCAUCAAGAUGAGGUAUAUGCAGUUGACUGGAGCCCAGAUGGAGAGAGAGUCGGAAGUGGAGGAAGAGACAAAGCAGUACGAAUAUGGAGGCAUUAG
Trichophyton benhamiae CBS 112371 is the source of this 1482-nucleotide messenger RNA. RefSeq lists its product as uncharacterized. NCBI's taxonomy places the organism in Eukaryota, Fungi, Ascomycota, Eurotiomycetes, Onygenales, Arthrodermataceae. Bases 1 to 1482 code for a protein of 493 amino acids. The record is from RefSeq and is a predicted model, not a curated record. Gene Ontology annotation, cellular component: nucleolus. The transcript is spliced from 3 exons. Gene Ontology annotation, biological process: ribosomal large subunit assembly. Gene Ontology annotation, molecular function: protein binding.